AUGUCAUCCUCUGACAUCCCCACGCUCAAGAUCCUCCUCAUUGGAGCAUCAUCCGUCGGCAAAUCUUCCCUCCUUCUCCGUUUCACCGAUGACGAAUUCCUCUCACCUGAAGAAACAACCGCAACCAUCGGUGUAGACUAUCGUAUCAAAGGCAUUGAAGUUGGCGGCAAACGGUUCAAACUUUCCAUCUGGGACACAGCAGGCCAAGAACGUUUCCGAACUCUCACUUCCAGCUACUACCGUGGAGCACAAGGUGUUAUCAUCGCAUACGACGUUACACAACGAGACACGUUCGAUGCUCUCCCCACCUGGUUCAACGAGUUGGAAACGUUUACUACGAGUGAGGACGUGGUGAAGAUCAUUGUGGGGAAUAAGGUGGAUAAGGAGUUUUCGAGAGUAGUGACAACAGAGGAAGGGCAGGGAUUUGCGGAUAAGAUGGGAUGUUUGUUUGUAGAGUGUAGCGCGAAGAAGGGAGUGGGAGUGAAUGGAGCGUUUGAUGAAUUGGUGAAUAGGAUUAUUUCUACUCCGUCGUUGUGGCAAAAGACAGCGCCGGGAGAGAGGAGACCAGGAGAUAGGAUGCCGGGAGGUGUUCCGGCAGCUCAUGCAGCGGAUAGCAGCCGAGGGAAUAUCUCAUUGACAAAUUCGCAAGGAUAUGUUGGAUAUGGGCUUGGGGUUGCGAAGGAAAACUGCAAUUGCUAA
This is a messenger RNA of Ustilago hordei, 699 nucleotides long. Its product is annotated as putative Ras-related protein Rab-18. Gene Ontology annotation, molecular function: GTPase activity; GTP binding. Bases 1 to 699 code for a protein of 232 amino acids. The transcript has a single exon. The record is from RefSeq and is a predicted model, not a curated record. NCBI's taxonomy places the organism in Eukaryota, Fungi, Basidiomycota, Ustilaginomycetes, Ustilaginales, Ustilaginaceae.